Molecule: messenger RNA, 1608 nt
Organism: Pleurotus ostreatus (oyster mushroom)
Lineage: Eukaryota; Fungi; Basidiomycota; Agaricomycetes; Agaricales; Pleurotaceae
Exons: 9
Coding region: 1-1608 (535 amino acids)
Molecular function (GO): ATP hydrolysis activity; ATP binding
Source: RefSeq, a predicted model, not a curated record
AUGAACACAUUUACAACCACUUCCUCCAUACCACCCAACCCCGGCACGUCCGGGAUAUUCCUCACAUUGAACAGUUAUGUCCUUGAUACAGUCAGGAUCAUCCUCCUUGGCUCCCUCAUGGAAGCUGGGCGGAAGCUAUUCGAGUGGCUCGCUGAGCGAUUUACCUUCCGAUACGCUGUAUCAGUCGAAUUCAAUCAAGCAGACCCUACAUACCCCUGGAUCGUUCAAUUCCUCACGCACCACGAAGUUUGGCGCCGUUCGAAAAGCUUCCAAAUUGGCGCAAAAACCUCCCGCUCAAGACUGGGCGUCACUCUUAGUCGAAAGGACAAACCACUAGCCGAUUACAUACCACUAUACGACAUCCCACAGCUGUUCUACUGGAAAGGUUAUUGGGUCGAAGUUCGCUGCGACCGCCAGGAAGACAAAUUUAGUGUGGUUGAUCAGCCGAAGGGCAGGAUUUACCUCUCAGUAUUCACAUUGGAUGUCUCCAUUGUGGAUAUGCUCGUUAACGAAGCUAAAGAGAUUUAUCUUUCCGCAUCCAUCGCUAAUGUUGUCAUUCACGUCGCUGACUCGGAAGCUAGCUUGUUUCACCCCGUCUGGAAUAAUGUUAAGCGAAAGGCUAGACGUCCUCUAUCUUCGGUCGUGCUCCGAGAAGGGACAAUGGACUCUCUUUUGUAUGACGUGCGCGAGUUUCUUGGAGCUGAAGCAUGGUACAUCAACGCCGGUAUCCCGUAUCGUCGUGGCUAUCUCCUGCAUGGCCCACCCGGGACGGGGAAAAGUUCAACGAUAUACGCAUUAGCGGGGGAACUCGGCGUCGAUAUCUACACGCUUUCACUUGGUUCGAAAUUUGUCGACGAUUCUUAUCUACACCGCGCAGUAUCUGGAGUCCCUAGCGGCUCGAUUUUCCUCAUUGAAGAUAUCGACUGUUGCUUUCCAUCGCGAGAGGACGAAGAGGAAGAAGCCGUUCGCUUGUCGCGAUCAGCCAACAACCGGGACCAAUACGAAACCGGGAUGAAGCAACCGAAGAGUCAGGUCACACUUUCCGCGUUGCUGAAUACCAUCGAUGGUGUGUGCAGUGAAGAUGGCGUGCUGUUCUUUGCCACGACAAAUUACAUGGACCGAUUGGACCCUGCACUCCUCAGGCCGGGCAGAGUUGAUUACAAACUUGAAUACUUUCUUACUUCACAAGACCAAGCAUCCUCCCUCUUCCGGCGCUUCUACCCCGGAAACGCGCUUGCUAACUCUGCGCCCGCAGAUUCCGAGAAACCUGCUACUCCGUCUGUUAUCGAGCUGCUGUCAGAGAAAUUCGGUGCUGGCAUUCCCCCAAAUCAAUUCUCCACAGCCGAACUCCAAGGAUAUCUCCUCUUACACAAGGAACAUCCGGUAGUAGCUGCCGAUGGAAUAGAAGCUUGGGUCAAAUCACAGCUCGUGUCUCGUGAAGAGAGAAAAGAACGAGAGAGGGAACGGAGGGAAAGGUUGAUGGCUAUAUAUCGGAUAGACUCCAGAGAGCGCGAAGAUUCGGGUAGUGAUCAGGGUUCUGCUAGUGGGGAUUCGGGGGUAGUAAAGAUAGAAGCAGAGGAGAAGGCAGAAGGGCUCAACAGCAAUUAA